CCCGACAUUGAGCAGAGCUUCCAGGAGGCGCUGGCCAUCUACCCGCCCUGCGGCCGGCGCAAGAUCAUCCUCUCAGAUGAAGGCAAGAUGUACGGACGGAAUGAGCUAAUAGCACGCUACAUCAAACUACGAACAGGAAAAACGCGGACGCGGAAGCAGGUGUCCAGUCAUAUCCAGGUGCUAGCGCGGAGGAAGGCUCGGGAGAUACAGGACCAGGCAGCCAAAGACAAGGCCCUCCAGAGCAUGGCAAACAUGUCAUCAGCUCAGAUCAUAUCUGCUACUGCCUUCCAGAACAAGAUGGCUCUGCAGGGACUUCCACGACCUCCCUACCCAGGCUCUGGUGGGUUUUGGCAUGGCACAAUUCCAGGUCAACCUGCACCUACAGAGGACAUCAAGCCAUUUUCACAACAGAACUAUGUCAUGCAAACCACAGGUCCACCUAUCACAGGUUACGAGAGCACAUCAGGUCUGACUAUGUCCCCUAGUGCUCCUCCUUGGCAGGGCAGAAGUAUUGCCAGCUCCAAGCUGCGCAUGUUGGAGUUCUCUGCUUUUCUAGAGCAACCGCAGGAUCCAGAAAAUUUUAAUAAGCACUUGUUUGUGCACAUUGGUCAGUCAAACCCCACGUUUUCUGAUCCUUAUCUGGAGGCUGUGGACAUCCGGCAGAUCUACGACAAGUUCCCUGAGAAGAAAGGCGGGCUGAAGGAACUCUUUGAGAAAGGGCCAGCAAAUGCAUUCUUCCUUGUCAAGUUCUGGGCGGACCUGAGCGUGAACCUCCAGGAUGACAGUAGCUUUUUCUAUGGUGUCUCAAGCCAGUACGAGAGUUCUGACAACAUGAUCAUCACCUCCUCCACUAAAGUGUGCUCUUUCGGCAAGCAGGUGGUGGAGAAAGUGGAGACAGAGUAUGCACGGUUUGAAAACGGGCGAUACGUAUUUAGAAUCCACAGGUCCCCUCUGUGUGAAUAUAUGAUCAACUUCAUUCAUAAACUCAAACAUCUCCCAGAGAAAUAUAUGAUGAACAGUGUAUUGGAGAACUUCACCAUACUACAGGUUGUUACUAACAGGGACACACUGGAGACUUUGCUAUGUGUGGCAUAUGUAUUUGAAGUAUCAACCAGUGAGCAUGGCGCCCAGCAUCACAUCUACAGACUGGUCAAAGACUGAUACCAAGGCCCAAAUCCAGGCCAGAGCCCUACUUUUACCACUACAACUACUACUACUACAGCUCAAACCAGCACCACCGCAGCGUCCCCUACUGACUGCAGUCCCAGCCUCCCGCGGUUCAGUCAGGGAUGAUGAGGACAUGGGGCAGAAUGACCCAAUGGCACUGCUUGUCCCAAGGCACAGACAGGAGAGGCUUUGCUACUGAAACCCUCUGGAAUCGGAACCACAAAUGGAAUGUUAUAAAAUGGUGGAAAGUCACUGUUCAAGUGUGACAGGCAUUUGUGAUCUCUGUGUUUUUCUUUUGUAUAAUGGAACCUAUGAUGGCAGGACUUUGCAUGAAGAUGUUUUUUUCGUCCUCUUUAAUCUAAUUUUACUCUAAAGUGUUUGUUAUGGUGUCUUUUUACAUGGUUGCAUGGGUAGCGCCAAAACUGGUGGUCACCUAGUGACCAGAGAUGUAUACAUCAGUUACAGACUCCAAGCUGGAGAUUUUAAAAAAAAGGGUACUCUACACUGAAAUGAAGUUACAUUUGGUCCAAUUCUUAAUAAUAUUGUUUUUAAGAUAUUUUGGCUCUCUUUUAGCCAAUUUUAGACAAACAUCAAAAUUUAGCAUUAAUAAAGAUAUUGAAACACAAAUGAACAAGUAAGUAAACAAACAAACAAACAAACAUAGGAACUAGACGAGUGCUGUAGGUCUUCCUGCACAGUGAUGAGGUUUCCUGCUCAAGCCUGCCUGUCCCAUUGUUAGCAGAGGGUCAAGCCCCUCCCAGCUCAGUCAGAGGCAUUAGAGCAGGGGAACCAUGAACAUGUGCUGUGCAGCAGAGCCUUCUGGAACACAGCUGGAAAACACUGGCUUACACUGUUUGAUUCCAGUCUGUUAUGUAAUAUCGGUCAUGUACAACGUGGGAGAAAAUCAAGCAUGCCAUGUUCUUUUCUGAAUGAACUUCCACCGGAGUUCUUUUACAUUUACAGAAGCAGACGCAAAAAAACAAAUUUAAAAAAAAAAAAAAAAAAAGACCCCACUGUUCCAAUAUGAGUCUGCACAAAGGAAAAUUUGGGAAAUAAACAUGGAAUUGUGCAUAUCAAUAUUUGACAAUAGAUUCCUUCAUUUGAGUCUGUCUGUGUCAGUGAGGAAGAUGAAUCCACAAAAUAGCAAAUUGGUAUAAGAAAUAAAGCAAGUGUGGAAGCCUCUGAA
Molecule: messenger RNA, 2353 nt
Organism: Electrophorus electricus (electric eel)
Lineage: Eukaryota; Metazoa; Chordata; Actinopteri; Gymnotiformes; Gymnotidae
Gene: tead4
Product: TEA domain transcription factor 4
Biological process (GO): regulation of transcription by RNA polymerase II; hippo signaling; embryonic organ development
Cellular component (GO): transcription regulator complex
Molecular function (GO): DNA-binding transcription factor activity, RNA polymerase II-specific; RNA polymerase II cis-regulatory region sequence-specific DNA binding
Source: RefSeq, a predicted model, not a curated record